CACGUUCUCCCAGGAAGUUAAGCUAUCAGCUGAUCCCGCUGGCUGUUGUUGAUGUCUGAAGUUGCUGUUGUUAGUGCGGACGCUGCAUCUCUCGUCCCUUUUGACAUUAACGGACGAGGACCGAGAAACAGAUACGGCAGCGGGGUUUUUACCGGGCAAAGGGAAGCUUUAUAUCGGUGGCUUUCUGAACGCGCGCGGCAGCAGCGGAGCUAGCUUCUGAGUCGAAGAGAGAAAAACAGCAGCGAUAGCCUUCGGCGUCUCUUUGUUUCAGUCCUAGGCAGAAUAAUAACUUCCUAUCGCGUUACUUAAGUGUUUUCUCCUAUAUUUAGGUUAUUUAUAUUUAACGCUAUAAACGAUAACAAGCACACUGUUGAGUUAGCUAAUUGGUUGGCUAACCUUAGCUUGUUGCUCAGAUUAAGACAUUUUUAGUUUUUUUGUUUCUUUCGUAACUGUCCGACAUUCACAGAAAGGAAACAUAACGGCACCUUUGUAAGGGAAUAAUUAUCAGUAUUCAUAUGUGUUAAUUGUAACAGCAAACAUUGUUGUGUAUCGUUCCUGAACAAGUUGAACUUACCACGGUUUUGCAGCGUAGGUCAGGUUGUUUUUAUUGAUUUUUAGAGAUCAUAAACAAGUCGGUUAACUGAUAGUGUGUUUUAGGUUUGCUGGCAGGUUGCGUCAUUUGUUUUCAGUAAGCUGUCAGCCCGUGUUGGUUGUUUUGAAGAUUCAAAACAAAAACAGCAAAGUUUUCAAAACACUUUUUAUACCUCUUCUUUUUGUCUGAUCCAGGACGUAUAUAAUGAGAUAAGGAAAUACCUAUUUUGAUGCUCAUGGUUUUUGCAGCUUAAAAAAAAGAGAGAAGUUGCACGUUAUGAUUUAAACAAAACAAACAAAAAAAGCUGAAAUUGUAAUUUAGGUAGAGCCAGUAGAAACAGAGGCAGGGUCCCACAGUGUCUUGAGGUGAGGUCAGCGGCCCCCCACUACUUGCCAAUGCUGGAUCUGGAGGUGGUGCCUGAGAGAUCACUAGGAAAUGAACAAUGGGAAUUCGCCUUAGGGAUGCCAUUUUCCCAGGCCAUCUCUAUCCUCCAGAAACACUGCCGUAUAAUCAAAAAUGUCCAGGUGCUAUACAGCGAACAGACACCACUCAGCCAUGACCUCAUACUGAACCUGACUCAGGAUGGGAUUAAACUGCUGUUUGAUGCCACCAAUCAGAGACUCAAGGUGAUUGAAGUGUACGACCUGAGCAAAGUCAAAUUGAAGUACUGUGGAGUCCACUUCAACUCUCAGGCAAUCGCCCCCACAAUAGAGCAAAUAGACCAGUCUUUUGGGGCUACACACCCUGGAGUUUAUAAUCCUGCAGAGCAGUUGUUCCAUCUCAACUUUCGAGGACUUUCCUUCUCCUUUCAACUGGACUCGUGGAAUGAAGCUCCAAAAUAUGAGAUUCCACAUGGAGCCAUGGUCAAAAGGAUGCACAUCUACACCGGCAACAACCUGCAAGAAACAAAAGCUCCUGCGAUGCCACUGGCUUGUUUCAUGGGCAACAUCUUUGCAGAGUGUGUGGACGUCCUAAGAGAUGGGGCGGGUCCUCUGGGGCUCAAACUCCGCCUUCUCACAGCAGGUUCUGGGCUCAGCGUGAUGGCUGAUUCUAAAGUCCGGUAUCUGGAGAGGAGCAUAUUCUUUGGAGACUCCUGUCAGGAUGUUCUCGGAGCUCUGGGCUCACCACAUAAAAUCUUCUACAAAUCUGAGGACAAGAUGAAGAUUCAUUCUCCAUCCCCUCACAAGCAGGUUCCCUCUAAAUGUAACGACUACUUCUUCAACUACUUCACCCUGGGAGUGGACAUCCUUUUUGACUCGACGACUCACCUGGUUAAGAAGUUUGUUCUUCAUACCAACUACCCUGGCCAUUACAACUUUAACAUAUACCAUCGAUGUGACUUUAAGAUCCCACUCGUCAUUAAAAAAGAAGGAGCUGAUUCUCAGACAGAGGAAUGCAUCUUAACAACCUACAGUAAGUGGGAUCAGAUUCAGGAACUGCUGGGUCAUCCUAUGGAAAAACCAGUCGUCCUUCACAGGUCUUCAUCAGCCAACAACACAAACCCGUUUGGUUCGACUUUCUGCUUUGGACUGCAGAGGAUGAUUUUUGAGGUGAUGCAGAAUAACCACAUAGCAUCAGUGACCCUCUAUGGAGCUCCACGGACCACUAGUCAAGCCCGACCCGAGUCCAGCGCUAGUUCCCAUUGAACAAGUAACCAGAACCACAUCUCAUUUUGGCCGACCCAAACUGAAUUUGCUGAAGGAAUCGGAACCAAAACCAGAUUUCUACCUGAGCAGGUCUGACAGAAUCACUAUAACCGAGCUCAGGUGCUUCAAAGUGGAUGGAUAAACAGGGGAACGAGACCUGCUGCCUCUUGUUUGGUACCAGGAUUCCUUCCUUAUGGCCCGGCUGAGCUACGGUCCUGCUGUUGGACCUUCUAGCAAUCUUUGAAAAGAAAACUGUAAAAUCUUUACCCUAAUUAAGCUCAGUUAAUUCUCACUCAUCCCAUGAGCCCAGAACCACAGAGACUUCUCUGCUGUAAGAUAUGAAGAAUGUCAUCCCAUCGUGAGGUGAUUCAUCGAAAUCUGCUGCAAGCAAACAUAAUACAACCAACAGAACUACGUCAGCCAACCACACUGCCAUCCUGGUCGGUCCUGCUCGUCUUCCUACUUCAAGACUGCUUCAAACUGGGCCCAGCCUAACCCGUCCAAUCCUGCACCGUGAGCCCAAACACACUUUAAGCUAAGCAUCCCUUUCUGUCAUUAUUGAGGAGGUUCGAACACACCCAGCCAAGCCUGAGAAAGUCUCUUCUUCAAGCAGAACCAUCCAGACACCAAUUAUCAUUUCCAUUUUUGUCCACCUUCACUUCUCUGUUGUGACCAGAAAUGCUCACAAAACACGUCCUUCAGCCCUUUGGAGAUUUCCCCAUUGUCAAUCACAACAAUUCGUCUCCAAAUAUUUGUCUCCGCAAGGUCGUUUUUUUAUAUUUCAACAGACUUUCAUUCCAGAAUUCACAUCAUUUCAUCCAUUACGCUCAUGUCUCUGAUAAAACAACGGCUGGUCUAGUAUUUUAAACACGAUGCCCCAGGACCUGCUUGACUUACCGAGAAGCAACCUACAAAAAGCACAACAAGAAGUGCUCUUGCUUUGUUUGGCCGAUUUCAAAAAAAUCUACCUGCAUGUUCUCUCUGGGCGAAAUAGUCCGAUUUUUCAUCACCAUGAAAACCGUUUUCAUUGUGUAAUAAUUUAUUGUGAUUCUUUUUUUUUUUUUUUUACAUUUUGCACUAAUACACAGGUUUUUACUUGAUCGUGCCCCAUCCUUUGAGAUGGAUAUGUAUUGAAGAGAGGGAUGAUGUUGAGUGAGUGGAUGACUGUGUGUUACCUCCAUGCUCUGCAGCAGAGGAGUCAUGGUUUGUUACGUUUUCUUCAGUGCUUUCUUUCCUCUUUCUCGCAUCUUAUUGAGUUUCAUUUUAUCCAUCUGUUCUCUCUGCAUUUAUCUCUUUUGUUAGUUGCCAAAUGCUAAAGCCAAAGACCUUUUAGGAUGUUUUCAUUUGCUCUGUAUAUUUUCUCGUUUAAGAUUGCCUGCAGUCUCAAAUAUGACUAAUUCCAUCCUUUUUGAAGAUGUUGUGGUAUAGCUUUUAGGUUCACGUCCCUGUCGGUGCUGACAGUGAUUGUUGAACACGAGCAGCCGCCGUUCUGCUAAUCUGUUUCUGAUGAGACCGUCAUAUUUAAUGUCAGCUCAUACUGUGGUGAACGUCCUCAAUGAACUGUGACUUAGUGAGCAGCCGUUCUGUCUGUGGUCGUACACCCCGCUUUGUUUUUUUCUUGGGAAUGUAGGAAAGCAUCAGUCAUAUCUUUGUCAACUCCCUCCCCAUCGUGUACAUUUACAUUGUUUUUAAUUACAAACCAACUAAUAAACUGCAUUUAUUUUAAUAGACAAACUGUCAUUGUUCUUGAUAACAAAAGUUUUUGUUUUUGCAGUUUUGCUAAAUGUUUGGGUCAAAACUGCCUUUAAAGAAUCCACAACCCCUUAGACUUUUUACAUUUUGUUACAACUGUAGACCUAACAUUCUUCUACACGUACUUCUACAUUUUCUUUUUGCAGGUAGCACAUUCUUACAGACUUAAUUUCUUCAACGAGCUUUUAACUCUUCCACGGUUAGCAGAUAUUUCCAGUGCAGAUUCUUCUACCUGAGCUGUAGCUCUCUGCAGCUCCCCCAGAGUAAUAUCUCCAUGUCUUUUUCAGUCUCUACCUGGUUUCUUGUUAGAAGAUGUUACUUGUUCAUUUUGUAACCUUCAAAUGUAUUUUUGAUUACUCUGGGCUUUUUUUGUUGGGGCUGUAUGCAAAUUUGUUUUUGUUUUUUAUUGAAAAUUAACUUUUAAAAAUACACCUUCCGUUUUCCACUUUUCAGUUAUCCUUACGUUUUUCUCCCGUCAAAUCCAGUCUAAAAUGCUAGAAUGUUGUGGUUUUACUGUGACAACAUUAGGAAAAAAAGAUCAAGUGGUGUUUUUAAAAUGACACUGAACAAACUAAUUAAAUGUUUUUUUGUUUUCCAUUCAAUACUUCUAUGAUCUAAGACCUCUAAGGGAUGCAUGCUUCUCAUCAGCACUGAAUGAACCGAUAGGUUUUGUUUCAAGUAGCAGGAAAGUGUUUUAAGUACAGAGAACAUCAGGUUUAGUCAUUUUGUUUAUUUUUUAUUUUUUUUUUUUCCGGGGGAAGCUGAUACUGAUGUAUAAAUGCUGUAAAUAGCUCUUCAUGGUAUCCUCUUUAUUAUGGCUUGGAUUCUUUGCCUCUAUAUUGUGAAGAAAGUUCAAAAACAGAGUUUAUGUUGAUUCUGUACUUAUUCCGGGGUGAUUUCAGAAAAUCCAAACCAGUCAGCAUUGAUCUUUGUGGACAAUAGAGGGACGUUUUUAAGAAGCACAUAAACUCUUAAUUUACACUUCAAUGCUCUGCUGGACAGUUAGAUUCUUUCCCCCUGUGGCUCAGCCUUCAUCUGGAUGAAGGGAUGAGCUCGGAAGUUCAGGUUCUCUGUUUUCAUCAGCCUUGAUAAACUCUUUUUGUUCUGAAAAGCUAAAUGUUUCUAACAUAUCUCCUGGGGUUCCUAAGCUUCCCAGAAUUUAAGGUUGCUCUGAUUUUUCGCCUACUGUUCGAAGCUGUCAACAAUGUUCUGCGUAUUGUUCCCACUACUUGCUUCAGUGGAAGAAAAUGUAUUUUAAGUCAAAGAAAAAACAAACAAACAUUGUGCCUCACCUCCCACUGAGCCCGUCUUUAAAUUGGGUGACUUUUUGCCUCUGUAAAAUAGUUAUCUGUGGUACAUACAGUGGGGGAAUGCUUUUUAAUUGCAUUGUUUUGUGUGUCUUUUUAUUGAGCAUUACAAACCUGCUGCAGCACCUGAUGUCUGUUUUGUUUUGUUGGUUUUCUCCUAUCUGCAAAUAGUCCUAGCUUGUUGAUCUUUUUUUAAUGGGUUUAUUUUCUUUGUUUUUAUUUAGCAUAUGCAUUUAUAAUCGUUUGUUGAAACCUAGGGGUAAAUUUUAGUUUGAUUAAAAAAAACAAUAAUAAAAGAAAAAAAUGCAGAUUCUAAAACGGACAGAAAGGCAGCCUCCAUGUCAUAAUUUCAGGUUCUGUUCUUUUUUAUUUUAUUCCUAGAGAAUUUGCAGCAAAAAUCAAAUAUUUAGAAGAAUCAAAUAUUUGGUUAUUAAUUAAUUAACAUUCAUGAUUCAUUUUAAUUGCAAAACCACCAAAAUAUAACCUUGUUUUAUUUAUUAAAACACCUUUUCUAGCUGAGGAAAAACACCCCACCCACUAAUAUCUUGUUUUCCCAUUUAGCUUAAAUUGUAGUUCAGUACUUUGUGUAUCUGUCUACCAUCUCAGCGGUCUGAGGAACCUUCUUCUAUCAAAAAAAUCUGCUCUUUCACUCUCAGUUGGAUACUGCUAGUUUUACUCUCAUUCUUUGGUUCUGAAGUACCACUGCGCUGUGUGGUUUAUGCAUCUCCUUGCUGCCAAACACCUGACAUAUUUAAAGGAAUGAUUGAAUCAGGGUUGAGGACCUUUGGUUUGGACCAUUAGGGUUGCAUGGUUGAGUUCUGCUUUAGCUUAAAUGCUCUCCCAUUUUUCUCAAACACUCCCUGUUAUCCGGUAGAAUUUCUGGUGGUUCUGUGGCCAAAUCCUACCAAGUUCUUUCCUUCCUAGUGCAUUUAUGGAAAUAUCACAUGUUAAAACAGUAUAAACCACCUUUAAAAAAUGCUGGGUCAUAUUCUAGUCAUGCACCUGAUGUAAUAGACCUGUGCGAGAUCUUUUUAAGAAGGAUUAAAAUUAGGCUGUUUUGCUUUCUUCCUUUUAUAAAGCAAAGGAAGAAGGCAAAACAUUAAGUUUAAUGUUUUAUUACAUUAAACUUAAUUUCUAAAGUUUUUUUUUCCGUAAAUUCAUAAUGAAGACUUUCAUUGACUUCAGUGUUUUAUGGUUAUUUAUUCAUUACAGUUUGGCGGCAUAAAGAAAGUGUAAAACAGAUUAAAAAAAGAUAGAUGUAGGAGCCCACCGCUUCAGAUGUUUGUUUCUUUGGGGAAGCUUUUGUAGGAGACAAUUUAUGUAAUACCCUACUUUAGCCACUAGGUUCGCUAUUUGUGUUGGGGAUUUUUUUGUUGUUGUUGUUCAGGCAGCAGAUGUUAAUGGUCUGUAGAAGCAAACAGCUUUUAACUGAAAUGGAAAAGACUGAGCCAACGCUUUAAAAUCUUCAUGCUGAAUCAGUGAGAUUUACUGUGUAGCAGUUAGAUAAUGACUUGGGCAUCAGUGCGUAAAACAACGGCCCCUGGAAUAAAAACUAAUCUUGAGGUAUUUAGAUGGACACAUUUUCUAACUCAUUUCUAAUUAGCAUUACUGUUUAAAUGCAACCAGAAGUCGUAUUUCUCCAAGCAGCUGUACCAUCAUACAAACUGCAGUUGCUGUAUAGAACAGAAUAGUCACAAUGAAAAAAAAUCUGUAUUUAACAUGUGAGAGCAAUGUUGAUGUUUCCCCUUGAAAGGGUCACAUUUAGCCAGUACUAAUAUGCUAAAAUGAACAAAGUUAAAAAAUACUGUUAUGCACUCUGUCAUUCAUUUUGCUCAGACAUAUUAGUCCAAUUAUCAGCAGGUUAUUUCACCAACAGGGUCAAAACUAAGUUGCCACGAGAGGACAUUCAUUAGAACAACUUUCACAGUGGGCUUGGAAGGCUAUCUGCAAGGUUUGCAGCAGUAAUCUCUCAUCAUUCCAUCAUCAUUUUCCCUGCUUGUUCCUCAGCCUUGGGGUUUUCCUUCUCUUUAAGCUAAAAUUAGGUUUCAUAAACUAUGUUUUCUUCAGGAAGAAGCUACUUUUGGGGGAAAUCUUCCUUCAUCUUCCCUCAUUUUUUCCCCACAAAUGUUACCUGCUUAUCUUUGGAAAUGGUAAGAGUGUUCACUCACAUACAGCUACUGAUUAAUUUGGUAUAUUCCCAAUGGGAAAUCAGCCCUGCUCCUUUUCUGGUCAACACCUCAUGAAUCCUUUUGAACACUCUUACCUGUAACCUCAAACUUUCCUACCUUGUAUAAACAUAAAAAAUCCCAACACAAAUUAUGACACCUUGAGCCUUCAAAAAAAAAAAAAAAA
Molecule: messenger RNA, 7649 nt
Organism: Cyprinodon tularosa
Lineage: Eukaryota; Metazoa; Chordata; Actinopteri; Cyprinodontiformes; Cyprinodontidae
Gene: phaf1
Product: chromosome unknown C16orf70 homolog
Exons: 16
Coding region: 988-2238 (416 amino acids)
Biological process (GO): Golgi to plasma membrane protein transport
Cellular component (GO): synaptic vesicle membrane; dendrite; trans-Golgi network
Source: RefSeq, a predicted model, not a curated record